Messenger RNA from Symbiodinium natans, 534 nucleotides. NCBI's taxonomy places the organism in Eukaryota, Dinophyceae, Suessiales, Symbiodiniaceae. The record is from the annotation of a GenBank genome assembly.
AUGCGAAGCAAGGUGCUGCUGGAGGAGGGGGCUGUGGACCGCAUCCUGAUUUGCGACGAUUUGGAUGUGCACCAGGGCGACGGCACGGCGGAGAUCCUCCGGCAGGAGGCACGUGCCUUCACCCUGUCCGUGCACUGCAAGGACAACUUCCCCUUCGGCUUCAAAGGAAUGGCCCACCUGGGCAAGGAUAGGAGUGACCUCGACGUCGGGCUGGAGAAAGGCACCGGCGACGAGGCAUUCUUGUCCUCAGUAUCCGAGUGUCUGUUGGGAACACUGGACGACUUCCGGCCGGACUUGGUGCUCUACGACGCGGGCGUGGAUGUCCACGAGGACGACGACCUUGGCAACCUGUGCAUUUCCUGGGAGGGCCUCCGGAAGCGUGAGGACCUUGUGAUCCAAGCCUGCGUGUCCAAGCGCAUUCCCAUUGCCUGCGUCAUCGGGGGUGGCUAUGACCGCGAUGCCCGUCAUCUCGCCCACCGGCAUGCGGCGGUUCACCGCGCGGCUCACGAUGCAUGGCGGACCUAUCGCCUGUGA